Molecule: messenger RNA, 1212 nt
Organism: Gilbertella persicaria
Lineage: Eukaryota; Fungi; Mucoromycota; Mucoromycetes; Mucorales; Choanephoraceae
Exons: 5
Coding region: 349-1212 (287 amino acids)
Biological process (GO): adenosine catabolic process; inosine biosynthetic process
Molecular function (GO): adenosine deaminase activity
Source: RefSeq, a predicted model, not a curated record
CAACAUUAUUUUAUUGACAUUGGCUUUAGCUAUACUUGGUAAAAGAAGCCUGAUAUGACUUUUGCCGCAGCAAUCUCUUGUUUGCUUUCUCGCUGUUAUUAUAUAUGCUAUCGCACCAUGAACAAACUAACUAAACGCAUGCGUAGAUAAUUUUUAUUCUCAACACCUACAUUCUGGGAUAAAAUGUGUACCUGAAAUUAUUGUUUCUAUCGCAACCAUUGUCAUCAAAAGAACACAUUGAAUAUCUACCGCAGUAGUUCUCACUCAUCUGUAGUACAGAUUGAGAUUCAGGAACGGUGUAUAAAUAGGAGUUGAAUCGUAUUUUUGCACUUGGGCUUUUUUGUUGCUAUGACAUUCACAAACUUAGCUGAUUUUUGUACUAAACUUCCUAAAGUUGAGCUCCAUGCCCAUAUUAACGGAAGCUUAAGUCCAGCUACUAUGCGUGAGCUUGUCGAGCGUAAGAAAGAGCAAAAGCCAGAGUUGGCUCAGUUCCAGAUCCCUGAUGUCUUAACGAUUUACAACUUCUUUCCUUUAUUUCGAUUUAUCUAUCAAUUGACUGACGAUGAAGAGAGUGUUUGUAUUGCUACUCGAAAUGUGAUUCGUGAAUUUGCUCAAGAUGGUGUCAAAUAUCUCGAAUUAAGAACAACACCUCGCAAAAACUCAGAAACAGGCAUGACAAAGAUAUCAUAUCUUGAAGCUGUUGUCUCGGUGCUCCAUGAACCUAGAAAAGAGGAUAUUGUUGUGAACUUGAUUGUGUCUAUUGAUCGUCGCAAUACGCUUGAAGAGGCAGAAGAAGUGGUUGAUUUGGCUUUAGCUUUCCGUUCUCGAGGUGUUGUUGGUAUUGAUCUCUGCGGUGAUGUGAAGCAAGGUUCAUUUGAAGCUUUAAAACCUGCUUUUCUUAGAGCCCAAAAACACAACUUCCCCAUCACUUUGCAUUUUAAUGAAGUGAUAGAAAACAUGGUUGAAGGUCCUGAUUUGUUAGCCAUUAAACCUGAUCGCUUAGGCCAUGCAACCUUUCUUGAUGAAUAUUGCCGUAAGGUGAUCUAUGAGCAUAAUAUCCCUGUUGAGAUUUGUAUGACUUCAAAUUUGUUGUGCAAGACUGUGAAUACAUAUGAAGAACAUCAUAUCAAGGAACUUUUGUACGAUAAACAUCCUUUCAUUUUAUGUACGGACGACAAAGCUGGCUGCCGAGACAUUCAACCUGAGCCAUGA